CCAGAAGGCGGGGAUUGUUUUUGAAGAGAUAAUAAAAUCAAAACAAAAGUCGUUUCAAUUUGCUGUCUGAUAUCACAUUUUGCCUAAGAAUCUUAUCGAGGACGUGACAAUAGAUUAUUCUUUCCUUAGUUCUACUUCAAUUUGAGAGUGUAUUUUGUUUACAAUACUGCUAAAAUACCGACAAAAAUGCCGCUAAAAUACUUCUUACAAUUGUUCAAGAGAAAGUCAACUAGUCAAAAAAGUAAAAAUCUCUCUGAUGACAUUAAAGAAGAACGACCAAGUUCUUUUUAUUGGGUUCUCGCAGGAAUAAGAAUAUUACUUACACUUAUACCGCAAAGAGGUUAUAUACAUCCUGACGAGUUUUUCCAAUCUAUUGAAGUAAUUGCUGGUGAUCGUUUCGACAUAGAUGUCAACAAACCUUGGGAGUUCAAUGUAACAUUCCCAAUAAGAUCACCAUUCAUUUCACAAUUAUCAAUCGGUAUUCCUUAUACACUCAUCAAUAUCAUAUCUCCAUACUUAUGGCAUCUUUUUCAAUACAACAUCAAAACUUCAUAUUUUUUAGUCAUAUUUCCACGAUUACUUAUAUGCCUGUUAUCUUUUGUAACAGACUAUUGUUUAUAUCAAAUUUGCCGUCUCUAUAAAGAAGACUUUCGUAAAAGGCUAGUCAUAUAUGCCAGCUCAUACGUGACCAUGGUUUAUUAUACUCGUACUUUAUCAAAUGCAAUAGAAUCGCUUCUAGUCGCUUUAAUUAUCUAUUACGUGUCUCGAUGUAUCAUACUUUCAGAGAAAAUCGUCGUCCAAAGUGAUUAUUUCUCCGAAGCUUAUGAUAAGGCUCAAAGUAUUGUAGAACGUGUAAAAUAUUACAAACUUCGGGCAUCACUUCCUUCACAUUCUCUCAAUCAUUGUCUUAUAUUAGCAAGUAUUUCAGUAUUAGGUAUUUUUAAUCGACCAACGUUUAUUGCAUUUUUGUUACCUCCAAUAUUUUUCUGGCUCCGAAGAGGCCUUGGAUCACGUAGUGUUAAUCUUUGGGAUUUUCAUAUUCGGAUCGCAAUGUUUAUUAUCUGUGGUAUACCGAUGGUGCUCUUAAUGAUAAUUAUUGAUAGCUUUUAUUUCGGUUACCUCUCUUUGAUAGAAAUAAUGACUCUAGAUAUUGGUUUUAAAAAUUUUGUUGUUACGCCAUUAAAUUUCUUAAAAUACAACUCAGUAUCUAAAAAUCUAGCUAAUCAUGGUCUUCAUCCGCGAUUUUUUCAUUUUUUAAUCAACGUCCCACUCCUAUUUAAUGUCUUGGGUAUCAUUGGACUCAUUACAUCUGCUAAGUUAGCUUAUAGCAUCAUGACACGUCGAUGGUCCGAUUUACCACGAAUUCAAAGCAUUGAAAGCAUGAUGAUUGCUUGUUUCUUAUCUCCUAUAGCUUUAUUAUCUAUCUUUCCUCAUCAAGAACCAAGAUUUAUCAUUCCUACAUUACUGCCAAUAGUUUUUCUCUAUACACCAGUUCUUGAGAAUGCUUCUAAUUUUUCUUCUAUCGGUUGUAGAAAUACCAAUAAAAUAAUUCAUAUUUUGCAAAAAAAUGUCAGAGGAAUUAACAAACUCCAACACAUCUGGUGGAUUUCUAAUAUUUUGCUUAUUAUAUUCUAUGGGUUUAUUCACCAAGGUGGAGUACUAUCAUUAACAACACACUUGGCCAAAGAACUUAAAGCUAAGCCGGAAUUAACACAUGUUCACUUGUAUACUUCUUACAUCUACUCGCUUCCUACAGCUUUAUUAUUAUUAAGGAAUACGCAAAAAACAUAUGUCAGUUCAGCUAAUCAUCGGUAUAAAUUAAAACAAGACUUCUUUCUUUACGAACGAGGAAGCCAAUCAACAAAUUUAGUUUACGAUGAAAUUAAAUUAAAGUUGAACGAGUGUGAAAAGAAAUUUAUAGAUCAAAAAAUACCAUAUAGGAUCUAUUAUGCUAUGCCUCUCAAUUCAUUUAGUGAUUUAAUGGAAUAUACAAUUGUAAAUAAUACGAAAGAGAUUAAUUUUAGUGUAGUUAAAAUUUUCUAUCCACACGUUUCAACUGAAAAAUUACCAACAUUAAAUUUAAAUAUUAUUGAAUGUCUAGUGAUAGAAAAAUUAGAUGUUUGUAUAGAAAAAAUUACACACAAUAUUUUUCAUCAAAUUGUACAAGUUUAUGAGAGUUUUGGAUUAUUACUUUUAAGAAUACAGCGUUCCAAAAAUAAUAAUGUUAUUAUUUAGCACUUGUAGAUUUUA
Chelonus insularis is the source of this 2250-nucleotide messenger RNA. It is a transcript of the gene PIG-Z, whose product is annotated as phosphatidylinositol glycan anchor biosynthesis class Z. NCBI's taxonomy places the organism in Eukaryota, Metazoa, Arthropoda, Insecta, Hymenoptera, Braconidae. Gene Ontology annotation, biological process: GPI anchor biosynthetic process. Gene Ontology annotation, molecular function: alpha-1,2-mannosyltransferase activity. Gene Ontology annotation, cellular component: endoplasmic reticulum membrane. Bases 187 to 2235 code for a protein of 682 amino acids. The record is from RefSeq and is a predicted model, not a curated record. The transcript has 3 exons.